Messenger RNA from Panicum virgatum (switchgrass), 2254 nucleotides. RefSeq names its product pentatricopeptide repeat-containing protein At5g56310-like. Lineage: Eukaryota; Viridiplantae; Streptophyta; Magnoliopsida; Poales; Poaceae. The record is from RefSeq and is a predicted model, not a curated record. Gene Ontology annotation, biological process: RNA modification. The transcript has a single exon. Bases 79 to 1590 code for a protein of 503 amino acids. Gene Ontology annotation, molecular function: protein binding; RNA binding.
UCCCGCGCCAUAACCGCACAGGCUCCAGCGACCCGCCGGCCUCCACGGCGGCGCCGUCGCCACGCCGCCGCCCCCCGCAUGUCGCCGCCGCCUCUGCCCCCUGCGCUCCACCGCGUGCUCUCCCUCCUCCAGCGCGUCGCCUCCCCACGCCAACUCCUCCAGGCGCACGCCUUCCUCCUCCCCCGCGGCGGCCACCGCCACCCGCGCCUCCUCUGCGCGCUCCUCCUCGCGUCCCUCCGCCUCGCGCCCCGCUACCGGCCCCACGCUGCCGCCCUUCUACGCCGCGUGCACCCCGCCGUCUCCCUCAGGGCCGCCGCCCGCCUCCCGCCGCCACUCCUCCGCGGGAGCCUCCUCGGGCCGCAGCUCCACUCCCUGCUCCUCCGCGCCGGCCUCGCGGCCUCCGACGCCCACGUCUCCGCCAGCCUGGUCCAGGUGUACUGCGCCUGCGGACGCGUCGCCGCCGCGCGCAGCGUGUUCGACGAGAUGCACGGCAGGGACGUGGUGGCCUGGAACGUUAUGAUCGCGGGGUACGUGAAGUCCGGGGACCUGGUCGGCGCGCGCGAGCUGUUUGAUGCAAUGCCUGAGAGGAAUGUGGUUUCGUGGACGACGUUGAUUGGGGCGUACGCGCAGAUGAAGCAGCCAGAGGAAGCAGUAGAGGUGUUCCGGAGAAUGCAGGUGGAGGAAGGGAUUGAGCCUGACGGGGUGGCGUUGCUGUCAGUUCUGUCCGCAUGCGGGGAUUUGGGUGCGGUUGAUCUAGGGGAGUGGGUGCACAUGUUUGUGGUGAGGCGGGGGUUAUUCCAGAAGAUACCACUGAUGAAUGCGAUCAUUGACAUGUACAUGAAAUGCGGGUGUAUCGAGAAGGCAGUGGAGGUGUUUGAGGGUAUGGAGGAGAAGAGCGUCGUGACUUGGACAACACUGAUUGCUGGAUUUGCAUUGCAUGGCCUUGGUUUGCAAGCUGUCGAAAUGUUUCGCAUGAUGGAGACCGAGAAUGUGGCGCCAAAUGAUGUCACUUUUCUUGUUGUCCUCUCAGCGUGUAGCCAUGUUGGAUUAACUGAUUUGGGCCGCUGGUUUUUCAAUGUCAUGGUGUCCCAUUACAGGAUGAAGCCACGUGUUGAGCAUUAUGGGUGCAUGAUUGAUAUACUUGGUCGUGCUGGUUGUUUAAUGGAGGCUCAGGAUUUGGUUCAGGGGAUGCCUUUCAAGGCAAAUGCAGCAAUAUGGGGUGCUCUUCUUGCUGCUGCUAGGACUCAUGGUGACACUGGCCUUGGAGAACAAGCUUUAUUGCAUCUAAUUGACCUUGAGCCUCACAACGGUGGGAACUAUAUUCUCCUAUCAAAUAUUUAUGCAGAACAGGAGAGGUGGGAUGAUGUGAGCAAACUCCGAAAAGCAAUGAAAGAAAGGGGUCUAAAGAAUGUGCCAGGGGCAAGUUCCAUCGAAAUUGAUGGCAUGGUUCAUGAGUUCACUUCGAGAGAUGGAUCCCAUCCUUGCUUACAUAAGAUUUGUGAAAUAUUAUGUAAGAUCAACACCAAUAUGAAAUCUGUUGGUGUUAUUGUUGUGCUUCCUGAAGUACUGCAUGAUAUUGAAGAAGGCUAAUAUCACUGCAGCCAUAUACCGCAGCCCAAACUUGCACUUCAUGGCAUGGUUCAUGAGUCACUCCUUGAGUCUCAUUUUUGUAAAAAAGACAUCUAACACUUUAUAUGGCAUCAAGGCCUCAACAAAGUGGUCAGCGAUGGUAACUUGAAGUUCACUGAUUGUGUCCACUUAUUGGUCAAUGCUUCUUUCCGAAGAAGGAUUGAGUAAUUCUUUUACAUUCAGCAAGUCAUAAACAUUUGCGUCAUGGAUUAGCUGAGCUCAGGAAAGGAUUUGACUUAGAGCAUUGGUAGUUGCAUAAACAAGUUCAAAGCUCAAAAACUUCUAUCCGUAUGGACUGUUGGUUGAAGGUAGAGAACCAUCUGUAGGGGCUUCUAGCAUGGUAUAAACUGAUCAUUGUAUCCCCAAGCUUCUCCUUUUGAACACAUAUUGAACAAAAUAGGCCACUAUCUUUUCAGCUUUAUCUUGAAAGUUCUCUAGCACUGUGGCGUAAGUUGCUGUCUUAAAUAUGUCAUAAUAACAACUGUAAAUGUGGUAUGUAUGGAUGCCAUUUGUUUGAAAUGCUUAUAGAUGUAAAUAACUCUUCCUCAGAGUUAGAAUAUUGACAUAGCUUUUUGAAUGCUGUAAAAAUAUCUGUAUGAAUAUGACAGUGACAUGGCAAAUUUUA